AUCCUCCAUCCCCUCAAACAUAGUUCUCUACCUUUUAUCCCAAAAGAUAACCAAAAACAAACCUCUUGAUUCUGGUCAUUCUCUUCCUUUCACUGCAACAACAAUAACAACAACAAAACCUUAUUCCUCUCCUUUACAAUUUCUUUAACGUUUUUUUCUUUUCUGCUAUUCCCAAUCCCUAAACACCAUCUCACGUUUAGAUUAUAUAGCUUUCUACUUUGUCUCCGAGUUCCUGCGGGCACCUUAUAUCCCUUUUACCCCAACCAAAGUCCUUAAAUUUUAUUUUAUUUAUAUUUAGCGUCACAAACAAUACACGAGUAAAUAUUGCCUUUUUUAAAAAAAGUACAAAUACCUCAAACGUCUCCCUUGGACACACAAAGGGCUACAUUAAGCUCUUUAGAACAUAGAAAUGAAAGAAGGCCUCCCGGGUUCAAACGAUUCUACUGAACAAAUGAACGGAUGGGCCUGUAGGUGCGUUUUUACAAUUCAUGUGAACCCGUACGCUAAGGCCCUCUGUCACUGCGGGCUUCGCUGCCCCCCUGAAGGUCUUUGUCAGCAAAAAUCUGGCUUGUCUUCUACAGCUCUGAAGCGCACACUUAAACCCACUCCCUCGGUCUCUGACCGAAGGCAGGUAUGAGAUUCUCGCGAGCUCUCGGAUCUGCGCGGAAAACGCGCUCGAGGCAGUUCUCUGACGCAUUUCCGGAGCGCUAGGGAAGAGGGAAGUAGUGGUGGUCGCGGGGGAGUCGGAAAGAUGGUGGUUACCAGAUCCGCACGGGCUAAGGCCAGCAUCCAAGCCGCGUCGGCUGAAAGUUCCGGGCAGAAGGUAGGAAAUCCAGUCUUUCCUACUUCUCCCCGCUUCGCAGAGCGGCGCUCAGGCAGGCGGGGCGGCGCAAGGGUCCGCUUAAGGGUGAGGACUGCCGACAGAGGACCCCAGCUUGCCGCGCGCUUGGGUUUCCCAGGCCCCGUGCUAAGACUGUCACGAAAAUUAGCCCUCACCACUGUCUUUUAAGGCAGUUUUUAGUAUGGAAGAGAGGUUAGAUAACUUUCUUUGGGUCGUUCAACUCCUUAAUGCAGAAGCAUAGUUCAAGCUUUUUAAACCAUACUGUUAAACACGGUACCAAGGAGGGUUAAUUUCGGCCACCAUGCACAAGCCCCAUUUAGGGGAAUUGGAAAAAAAAUCUUCGUUUUCACGUGGGGAGGCUGGCAGCUGUCCAGCGUCACCUCCUUAAGGCGUGAGGAGGGCUGUGGUGUCGUCACCUGGUGACUCUUAGUGGCGUCAGUCGGCUGUCUCAUUCUAACUCUGCGAUGCAGGGAACGGAGCGGCGGCGAUUUUUUCCUUACGUAAAGAGUUCUGCUGCUAAUGGGAUUCAAGCGCAUCCAGAAAGUAGUACUGGAUCUGAUGCCCGAACUACUGCUGAAUCACAGACCACUGGGAAACAAAGUUCAAUCCCUAGAACUCCUAAAGCUAGAAAGAGGAAGAGCAGAACUAUAGGCUCAUUACCAAAGGGUACUGAACCAUCUACAGAUGGAGAGACCUCUGAGGCAGAGUCAAAUUAUUCUUCUGGGUCUGAGCACCAUGAUAUCAUUUUAAGGGUAACUAGGAGAAGGCAGAUCUUAAUUGCAUGCUCCCCAGUGUCUAGUGUUAGGAAAAAGCCGAAAGUAACUCCAACAAAGGAGUCUUACACUGAAGAAAUAGUCUCUGAAGCAGAAUCUCAUGUUUCAGGUAUUUCUAGAAUUAUGUUUCCCACAGAAAAAACGACAGGAACCAGAAGAAGUAAGGCUAAAUCUCUGACAGAUCCAAGCCAAGAAUCUCAUACAGAAGCUAUAGCUGUUGCUGAGACAUCAAGCUCAGACAUUUCGUUCUCUGAAAUUGCAACUAGAAAAACCAGGAGUAUGCAGAGGAAAUUAAAGGCACAAACUGAAAAGAAAGAUAGUAAGAUUGUACCAGGAAAUGAGAAACAGAUCGUGGGCACACCUGGGAAUUCAGAGGAUUCAGAUACCAGACCAACUUCCCAUUUACAAGCAAGAUCUCUUUCUGAGAUAAAUAAGCCAAAUUUCUAUAAUAAUGACUUCGAUGAUGAUUUCUCCCACAGAAGUUCAGAAAAUAUAUUAACAGUGCAAGAACAGGCCAAUGUUGAAUCUCUUAAAGAAACAAAACAGAAUUGUAAGGAUUUGAAUGAAGAUGCCAAUGGAAUAACAGAUGAGGGGAAAGAAAUUAAUGAGAAAAGUUCUCAGCUGAAGAAUCUUUCUGAACUUCAGGACAUUAGCCUUCAACAGUUACUUUCUCAGCGACAUUCAACCCCCCAAAAUAAAAAUGCUGUAUCAGUGCACUCUAAUCUGAACUCUGAGGCUGUAAUGAAAUCAUUAACUCAAACAUUUGCUACUGUGGAAGUAGGCAGAUGGAAUGACAAGAAAAAGAGCCCCAUAAAAGCAAGUGACCUGACAGAGUUUGGUGAUUGUGGUGGUAGUGAUGAUGAAGAAGAGUCCACAGUUAUAAGGGUCAGUGAAGACAUGAACAGUGAAGGGAAUGUAGAUUUUGAAUGUGAUACCAAACUAUACACAUCUGCGCCCAGCACAUCUCAGGGUAAAGAUAAUUCUGUCUUAUUAGUUCUCAGCAGUGAUGAAAGCCAACAGUCUGAAAACAGUGAGAAUGAAGAGGAUACUUUAUGUUUUGUUGAAAAUAGUGGCCAAAGGGAGUCAUUAAGUGGAGACACAGAAAGUCUGUCAUGUGACAAUGCAUUGUUUGUAAUUGACACAACUCCUGGAAUGAGUGCUGAUAAAAAUUUUUACUUGGAAGAGGAAGACAAGGCAAGUGAGAUUGCCACUGAGGAAGAAAAAGAAGAGGAAGAGGGUGAAAAAAGUGAAGAAGAUUCAUCAGACCAUGACGAAAAUGAAGAUGAGUUUAGUGAUGAAGAAGACUUACUAAAUAGCACAAAGGCUAAACUUCUAAAGUUGACAAGCAGCAGCAUAGACCCUGGUCUGAGUAUCAAGCAGUUGGGUGGUUUGUAUAUUAAUUUCAAUGCAGAUAAACUACAGUCCAACAAGAGAACCCUAACACAGAUCAAGGAGAAAAAGAAAAAUGAGCUUCUGCAGAAAGCUGUCAUUACACCUGAGUUUGAAAAAAACCACUGUGUUCCACCAUAUAGUGAAUCAAAGUAUCAACUUCAGAAAAAACGCAGAGAAGAACGACAAAAAACAGCAGGGGAUGGCUGGUUUGGUAUGAAAGCUCCAGAAAUGACAAAUGAACUGAAAAAUGAUCUCAAAGCACUGAAGAUGAGAGCCAGCAUGGACCCAAAAAGAUUUUACAAGAAAAAUGAUAGAGAUGGCUUCCCCAAGUACUUCCAGAUUGGAACCAUUGUUGACAAUCCAGCUGAUUUCUACCAUUCACGAAUUCCCAAGAAGCAAAGGAAAAGAACUAUUGUGGAAGAACUGCUGGCUGAUUCUGAGUUCAGAAGAUACAACCGAAGGAAGUACUUAGAGAUCAUGGCUGAAAAAGCAGCAAAUGCAGCAGGAAAAAAGUUCCGAAAGAAGAAGAAAUUUCGCAAUUAAGAUUUACCAAGCAAACUGCUACAUUUUACAUCGCUCCUUUAUUUGCUUAUUAAAGGCGUUUUGAAAACUAACA
Piliocolobus tephrosceles (Ugandan red Colobus) is the source of this 3622-nucleotide messenger RNA. It is a transcript of the gene DNTTIP2, whose product is annotated as deoxynucleotidyltransferase terminal interacting protein 2. Gene Ontology annotation, molecular function: RNA binding. Bases 1306 to 3549 code for a protein of 747 amino acids. Gene Ontology annotation, biological process: RNA processing. The transcript has 7 exons. The record is from RefSeq and is a predicted model, not a curated record. Gene Ontology annotation, cellular component: nucleolus. Lineage: Eukaryota; Metazoa; Chordata; Mammalia; Primates; Cercopithecidae.